Molecule: messenger RNA, 3678 nt
Organism: Oncorhynchus mykiss (rainbow trout)
Lineage: Eukaryota; Metazoa; Chordata; Actinopteri; Salmoniformes; Salmonidae
Source: RefSeq, a predicted model, not a curated record
CUUCACACACACAGCCAAAGGACUAGCAGACAGCACUCUUCCCCGGAUUAUUUUACUCAAACAGGGGGUGGAGGACAGGAAAGAGCAGAAAGGAAAAGAAGAAGGGAAGCGAGUAGAGGAGAAGAGUUUCACUCUUUCCCUGUGAUGUUGGAGGAGGAAGGGGGGAUUUUUACCUGAUGGUAGUCCAGGACUGAUACAUUAGUGGGGCUGUAUGGACACCUAUUUCUAGCUCUGGGGGGGGCAUCUGAUCCCAGGAUGGGGAGAGCGGAGAGCGAGCGCUGAGGAGAGGACAGGUUCUGGAGGAGGGAUCAGAGAAAUCCAACCAGCUCUCUCAACUGUUGCUGCAGGAAAUUAUGGGAUAACGGGAUUUUUUUGUGGAUACUUGGUGACCACUUGGGUGUACCCACCAUGAAUCUGGUUGGCCCAGCUUAGCUCUGUUGGUACAGGCAGAUGUACUGCUCUGUUUGGGGAAAAAGUCAAAGGACAUAGGUGUAAUCCGACACAAGGGACUGGGUUUGUCUGGGCCUGGGCCCGUUUUGAUUAGAUCGUGUCCCCAGGAUGUUGAGUCUGGAUGGGCUGGAGAUGAUAGCUGUCCUGGUGGUGAUGGGACUGUUCGUCAAAGUCCUGGAGCAGUUUGGACUCUUCGAAGUUGUAGGAGAGGAAGACAGCGUAGAAGACGACUUUGAGUUGUCCACUGUGUGCCAUCGACCAGAAGGUCUGGACAAACUACAGGAGCAGACCAAAUUCACCAAGAAGGAACUACAAGUUCUCUACAGGGGCUUCAAGAAUGAGUGUCCAAGUGGAGUGGUGAAUGAGGAUACCUUUAAAACCAUCUACUCUAAAUUCUUCCCCCAGGGUGAUUCGGGUGCGUAUGCACAUUUCUUGUUUGAGGCCUUUGACACUAACAAGAAUGGAUCAGUUAGUUUCGAGGACUUUGUGAUUGGUCUGUCUAUCAUUCUGAGAGGAACGAUAAAUGACCGGCUGAACUGGGCCUUCAACCUGUACGACCUGAACAAAGAUGGCUGCAUCACCAAAGAGGAGAUGAUGGAUAUAAUGAAGUCUAUCUAUGAUAUGAUGGGGAAGUACACAUAUCCCUGUAUGCAGGACGAGGCGCCCAGAGAACAUGUGGAGAGCUUCUUCCAGAAAAUGGAUCGUAAUAAUGAUGGGGUGGUCACUAUUGAUGAGUUCAUCGAGUCAUGCCAAAAGGAUGAGAACAUCAUGCAGUCCAUGCAGCUGUUUGACAACGUCAUCUAGAAGCCUCUGACAUAGAAAAGGGGCUGAAGAACAGGGGAGGUGUGUUUGUGCGCGUGCAUGUGUGUGUUGUGGGGGGACUCUGAAAGGGGCUUGGACAUUGACCCUCAGCCCCCCACCCCAAAUCCUGACACCUCCUUCUAACUCCUUUCUCUCCGCACCCACUGCAAGCCAAAAGAAGGCCCCUCUUAUCCAACCUUUCAUCUCUUCCAGAGACACAGAGAAGAGAAGGGCUGGCUCAUAGACUCUGACCCACACCCACACCAAGGACCUGUUCAGGAAUGUGCAACUUUACAGAAUGUUCAGAUAGAAAUGCGUUGUGCAGAACAGAUAUGAUUGCCAGUCGUUUGUAAUGAGGAGUCAAUCGUGUCAGCUCUUUGUCAAUCUGCAACGUUCGAGGUGAUUUUCCUCAUUGAAUACACUUGUUUCAUUAACCAUUUCAUUAUUUAACACUCCUGUUUCUGAGAAAGCUGCUGUAGCCUGCUGGCUGGACUCAACCUUACGAUUAAAUCCCCCUACUCACUGAUCUAAGGUCAGUUUUGCAUAGCCCCACCUAAUGGUUAAGGUUAAGGUCAGGAGUGGUUCAGCGGAUCCUAGAUCUGUGGAUGCCAACUUCUACCAGAGCAGGUUGACUCCUGACACUUCUGACAUUAAUACAGAGGUAACUAGUACCACUUAGUGGACAAAAGGAGGAAAGGACACCUGGAAAAGGGACAACAGAACAGAAGGGACUGAGGAUCUGAAGGAUGAGACUCACUCUUCACGAACAGAAGAGACAUAGUUGUUUUCAAUAAGGGACUGAUUUUAAUAUCGCAUGAUGAUGUCUUUAAUAAUAACCUAUAUAUAUAUUUACAGAAAUACUACAGCCUGUCUGUUGUCUGUCUGCUGGUCCUAGAGUCACCCACAGGUGCCUCACUCCGUGUAUGUGUGUACGUAUUUGCGUGCGUGUGAGAGGCUGUACUGGCAUUCCCGUCUCCGUUAGGAACCCAUUCAGAUUUCAACCCCAUACGAGACCUCCUUUGUACUAACACUAACUUACCCUCUGGCCUUUGUACCUGUUACCUUAGCUAUAGGUGUAUGCUGACUGUUGUACCUCUUCCAAUAACCCUGUGGUCAAGAACUACUAAACAGUCUGUGGCGCUAUAUUGAUGAACAUGCUGGUUGGACCAUCUAGGCUCCCGAAGAUCCCUUUCUGUAUUUACAGGUGACUAACUGAUGCAGUGAAUUGUGGGAAUUGAAGUUCAAAACUGUAACACUGAUUAUUUUGCAUUAUACUUAUCAUACAGUUGAAACUGAAAGCAUUUCUGUUUAGAUCGACCAUGAAAGACCAGCAACAUGUCAAGAACAAUUUAAUCUCCUUCAGAAUCUAAAUUAAGCCUCUUGUUACAUGUCUACGUGUGUGCGUGGGUAGGUGGGCAUGAAGACAGCAGUAAUGUUUCCUGCUUCCCCCCCCCCACUGACACCAAAGAGUCAGGCACACCAACUAAAGUAUUUAAAGCCACCCUCAGUUAUAUCAGGGUAUAAAUAAACACAUUUGUGAAAUGUGAGAGAGAGGGAAGAGAGGAGAAGGAGCGGAAAGGAGAGUAGGAGUGUUUUUGUGUGUACAUUGUGAGAGAGUGAAGAUUUGUCGAUUGAAUAGUACAGUUUCCCGAUUCUUUGCAAACUUGAUGCCGUUUCCUACUGGGUGUUUAAAAAAAGGCUGUUUGAAAUGGGGUGGAACGCCUACCUCGUGGUUCUGAAUAGAAUGCUGAUCUUUUGUAAGAUAACACUACCUGUAUCCAUCAACUACUUCCUGUGUCUUUCAUUAAAUUACAUUAAUUACUUCACUUUCAACCCCCCCAAAAAUUAUAAUAUGCCAUCAGGUGGGUCAAUAAAAAGACAACAGUGGCAUAAGCAAUAAUGUCCAUAUUUUACCCCCUUUUACCUACUCCUGGGAGUAGGUAAAAGUUGCCCCUAACCCACUGGUCCAGACUCCAAUUUUCCUAGUCACAUACUGAUUAUGGUUAGGAUUGAGAAGGAUAACUGACCCUAGAACUCUGGUUAAGGCCAACUUCCACCAAGAGUGUAUUAUUAAUCGGUUAACACCCUUGUUGUAAUAACCUGCACUUUCUUCCAACACCAAUACAGUAUUUGUAACUUCUUAUUUCUUUACAUUUCCAUUUUAUCCAAUUGAACAUUUUCACAUCUCUUUUUGGGGGAGGCAGGGGAGUGGUCUGGCUCUGAUUGCCCCCUUGCAGGUGCCGUAGGGGAUUUCCUGAACUGACCACCAGUGAAACCUGUCUAUACUCGCAUGUACUGUCAUAAAGCAAGGAUACCUACUAACCCAUUGUUACUGACCGUGUCUAGUAAGUUGGCUAGCCUCAACUGUUGCAUUGCAUAUUUAAGAUGUGUAUAUUUUGUACAGAGAAUAAAAAUCACAAUGCUAUG